Messenger RNA from Amphiprion ocellaris (clown anemonefish), 1980 nucleotides. RefSeq names its product protein mono-ADP-ribosyltransferase PARP11. Gene Ontology annotation, molecular function: NAD+ poly-ADP-ribosyltransferase activity. The record is from RefSeq and is a predicted model, not a curated record. NCBI's taxonomy places the organism in Eukaryota, Metazoa, Chordata, Actinopteri, Pomacentridae. The transcript is spliced from 8 exons. Bases 261 to 1295 code for a protein of 344 amino acids.
GUGGGUGCGUGGCGAACCAGGAAAUAAAAGUAAACAAGGCAGGGGAAGAAGAAAAUGAUAUUUAGCGUUAGUUAUUUACAUUCAGAUCGAGUCUGUGACCAUUAUGGUGCUUUAUUAAUAAUGUAUGAAGGUUUUCUCUGCCGAUAAGGCCAGGCAGCCAGUUAGAGCCAGGCUGAGAGCCGGUAAGACACCCGUAGAGCUGAGAGGAGUCGGGUGCGGCAGCCGUUAAUGGUUAGCUAGGUCGAUAUGGCAGUUUUGAAAUGCCUUCAAGACCGUGGCUUAAAAACAACUCCUUGACGUUAGAUUUAGCUAUGUUAGCCAUCAGAUCGUCAGAGGAGGAGUCCACUGAGAUGGAGGAGAUGGACACCUCCGAGCCCAACUGGUGCUGGUUCUACUUGGCUGAGUGUGGAGUGUGGCACAUGUUUGAGAUUGAUCCCAGUGCAGCCUGUUCUGUGACGAGUGCUCAGAUUGAGCAGUGCUACAACAGGAACCAGCGUGGUGUCAUGGAGUUCUACACAGCCAAGUACACGUACAGACUGGACUUCUCAGUUAUGCGUCAGAUAAAUGUAACAACAGGGAAGCAGCGGCCAAUCAAACGCUCCCUCCAUUCUGCAACUGGCUUCAGGUUUAUUUGUGAUAAUCUUGCCUUGCCUGUGCCCUGCCACUGGGAGAGGAUCAAUACAGAUGAGCCCUAUCAGCUCAUCCAGCUCGGCCGAGACACAUAUGAGUUUAAAGAAGUUGCCAGACUGUACGAAAGGACAAUGGAUCAUCCAAUCAAAUCCAUCCAGAGGAUUCAGAAUCUGGAUUUGUGGGAGUUCUUCUGCAGGAAGAAAACACAGUUGCGAAAAGUCAAGCGAACAUUGGAUAUUGAGGAGCGAAUGCUGUUUCAUGGCACAGGACACAGCAAUAUACAAGCUAUAUGUACAUUUAACUUUGACUGGCGGCUGACAGGGAGCCAUGGCGAUGUCUACGGCAAAGGGAGCUACUUUGCCCGGGAUGCCAAAUACUCCAGUAAAUUCUGUCACACCACAGGGAAACACAACACGACCUUACAGAGACAUGGACUCGCACCGCCGAUAUUCGCUACCGAGCCGCCAUAUAAGACGAUGUUCAUGGCCAGAGUGCUUGUCGGAGAAUACACAGUCGGUCAUCCCAUGUACUGCAGACCACCCUCCAAGGACGCCAGCUUCACCAACUUUUAUGACAGCUGCGUGGAUGAUAUGGCCAACCCAAAGAUCUACGUCAUUUUCGACAGCAAUCAGAUCUACCCAGAGUAUUUGAUCGAGUUCUAUUGAUGCCUCACAAGAAGAUAUUUACUUUUUUUCCCCAUAAAGGUUGAAUCUCCAGCAUGGAAAAGUUGGGACGAAUCAGAUAGCGGGAUGAGAUGAAAAAAGAAGCAGCUUAGGAGACAAUUGGGCUUUUGUUUUUUCAGUCAAAUUAAGUCCUAACUGGGUCAGCUAAAGUGCCUUUGGAGGAAUUGGAAAAGCAGGACGACAAUAAAGACAUUAUGUACCGUUUAUAUGCAGUGUACAGUGUAUUCUUAGACGGGACCUUGUGGUUGUGACGAAAAAGGACGACUGAAGAGCAGUCGUUGUGGCAGUUUUUGUAUUAAAUUCGCAAUCUGUUCUUGCUUGUUCAAUACGUGUGAACAAAAUAAGAGUGGCACAUGCAGCCUGUAGAUUAUAGGUGAUAUCCUGCCAUUGGCCACAUCCAUUCCUUCACAUCCACAGUGCCACGCUUAUUUACAAACCAAAAACACGUUCCAGCUCUCUCAUUAUACACCGUGAUCUGUCAAAAACUGUGUACAAUGUAUUAUAUCGCCAUGUCUUUCUGUUUUUUGUUUUUUUUUUAAUUUAUUAUUGUCAUAAAAACGCUUCUACCUCUUUUUUAACCAUGCAUCAGUGCACUUUUCCCCCUUUCCAUGAAAGGUUUUGUAACUGUGUCAUAAUGACAUAAAGUUGUGAUGUCGUGUUCACUUGU